Aspergillus mulundensis is the source of this 2019-nucleotide messenger RNA. RefSeq lists its product as uncharacterized. The transcript has 5 exons. The coding region runs from base 1 to 2019 and encodes 672 amino acids. Gene Ontology annotation, molecular function: monooxygenase activity; flavin adenine dinucleotide binding. The record is from RefSeq and is a predicted model, not a curated record. NCBI's taxonomy places the organism in Eukaryota, Fungi, Ascomycota, Eurotiomycetes, Eurotiales, Aspergillaceae.
AUGAACCCAGAACCAGAAUACCCAGCACGCGCCCAACUGCGCCAGCUCGUGGCCCUGCAUCCGCUCCCGUCGCUCACCCCCGAGCUCAUCGCCAAAACAUCCAUCAAAGAGGAUGAUGCCACGAGCAAAGCCAGAGCUACCAUAUCCCUCCUCAACACAGCCCUGGAGACCAGCAACCCCCAGCUCCUUGCGAGCUGCUUCUUCCCGGGGCAGGCAUUCUGGAAGGACCAGCUGGCGCUCACGUACCAUCUGCGCACGUUUACGGACCGAGAUGUGAUUGUGGCGGCAUUGCUGGAGACCAGCGCCUUGAGAAGAAUUUCUGACGGGAGAAUGGAGAUGCAGGGUGCUGCUAAAUUCGUUGCGGUUUCGCCCACUCUGCAAUUCAUAGACUGCGCCAUUGUAUUCCAGACAAACUCUCCCGCUGCUUCGUGCAGGGGCCGCUUGCUCUUCCUGCCUGUCUUGGCCGGGACAACCGUCGAGUGGAAGAUUUGGGUGCUGAAUACUCGUCUUGGAAAUCUUGAUAUCCAGCCCGAGGACGAGGCGUUGCUCAGCGAGCCGAGAAGACACCUGGACUUGGGCAGUCUAGACAAGUUCGAGACAGACGUCUUCAUCAUCGGUGGUGGGAAUGCAGCCGCCGCCCUCUCAGCCAGACUAAAAGCCCUAGGCGUCGAGAGCGUCAUGGCCGAGCGCAACGCGCACGCCGGCGACAACUGGGCACGGCGCUACGACUGUCUUCACUUCCAUCUCCCCACGGCGCUAUGCGAUAUGCCGUAUAUGCCAUAUGACCCCGACCUACGCGGCGCACACUACCUCUCCCGCGAUGAACUGGUCGCCCAUCUCCGCCGGUAUAUCACCACCCUCGGGCUGAACUAUCUCACCUCCGUCCAGAUUCUAUCAACGCACUACUCCCCGUUAACUUCGCGGUGGACAGUCCGCUUCCGGACUCAGAUGGGUGAAUGCACGGCCACAGCAAAGCAUCUUGUUCUCGCGACGGGGAUCGGCUCGCAGAGGCCGAAUGUGCCUGUGCUCGCGGACAGGGAUGUUUAUACGGGAAUUGCAAUGCAUUCGGUCGAGUAUACGAGUGCGCGGGCGUUGGUCGAGCGCGGAGUAAAGUCAGUCCUAAUCCUCGGCUCCGCAAACACAGCCAUCGACAUCCUAUCCGACUGCAACGCCCACUCCCUAAAACCAACCCUCCACGUCCGCUCCCCCACCUACAUCCUCCCCGCAUCCUACCUCGCCCACCCCGCCGGUCUAGGCUUCUAUAACGUCGACGUCGCGGCAGCAGACACCCGCUUCCUCACCCUGCCCACCAUCAUCGAUGCGCAGUUCACGCAGGCCCGGCUGCGGCACCUUGCGUCGCAGGGCGCUGAGCGCACGCGGUACAAUGCCCUUGCUGCGACUGGGUUUCCGGUGUUGGAUAGUAAAAGCGAGGGGGUUUUGUUGGGGCACCAUUUCAUCGAGCGCGCGGGGGGCCAUUAUAUUGAUACCGGGGGUGCGGAUGUUAUUGUGAACGGCGGGGUAAGGAUGCGGGUUGGCGCUGAGGCUGUGGCGUUCACGGAGACCGGAGUGAGGUUCUCGGAUGGAAGCGUGGAGGAGGCUGAUGCUGUGGUGUUUUGCACGGGGUUUGCGGAUACGGAUGUUCGGGAUGGGGCGGAGGCGAUUCUGGGUGGCAGGAAAGACAAGGAGGAUUCAACCCAAACCAGGGGCCAAACUCAUGUGGACGGCGUGGAGGAUGCGUGCCAUGCAGAUGGCGACCAGCUUGAUGCAUCGGACAUUGCGGCCCGGCUUGACGCAACAUGGGGUGUUGACAGCGAGGGCGAGAUCCGCGGGAUGUGGAAGCGGCAUGUGGCGAUGGACAACUUCUGGGUCAUGGGCGGCCACACGCAGCAGCAUCGCUGGUUCUCGCGCAUCCUGGCGCUGCAGAUCAGGGCCGCGAUUGGGGGGGUCCUCCCGCCGGCGUAUAGGGGUACGCCGGGGCUGAAGGCGAUCAUGGGGGCGAAUAAUGAAUACCUGAACUGA